Molecule: messenger RNA, 875 nt
Organism: Lymnaea stagnalis (great pond snail)
Lineage: Eukaryota; Metazoa; Mollusca; Gastropoda; Lymnaeidae
Source: the annotation of a GenBank genome assembly
CCCUUCUAUUGCUAAAACACAUUUUUCCCCUCUCCGGUGUUGGGCGGGCUGCUGACUUGCUCUGGUGUCCCCCCCCCCCUUUUUUUUUUUCCUCCCUGGAGAAAAAGGGGGGGGGGUGGUGAUAAAAGUAACGAUUUAUGUAAACAAUGGGUAAUAGUUGUACCAGUUAAAGCAAGAAGCUGUCUAUGUUUGGAACGAUGCGGUGCUCAGAAUCGAAUUAUGUUUCUAAAGGUGCCUUAGACAUAUCGGAUCAUCAGACAUAUUUCAGCACAGCGAUGUUCCAUUGGUUUUACCAUUGCACUAAGAUUAUGUUGGACCAUUGCACUAAGAUUAUGUUGGACCAUUGCACUAAGAUUAUGUUGGACCAUUGCGCUAAGAUUAUAUUGUACCAUUGCACUAAUAUUAUGUUGGACCAUUGCACUAAGAUUAUGUUGGAACAUUGCGCUAAGAUUAUGUUCGACCAUUGCACUAAGAUUAUGUUGGACCAUUGCAUUAAGUUUCUGAUAAAAGUUAUAUAAAUGACAAUUUAGUAGUUUAAUUGUUGUUUUUUUAGAAUAAAUUAUAUUUUUGCUUUAUUGUUGAGCACAUUUUAUAGGGGGGGGGGCACCUGACUUUUCCCGGGGAGUGGGACAGUGCCCCCCCCUAGAGAUGCAUACACUGUGGGCGGGGAGUCAGUGCUGUGCCAUGUUUACAAGCAUAAAAUGUCAUUGUUCAUGUUAAUAUUUAUUUGCCAUAAUUUAUUACCGCGAUUAGACUUAUAUGUGCCUUAUAUGUGAUUCAUAUGUGCCUUACAUGUCAUUGAUACGUGACCUAAACCAUUUUUCCUUUGCAUUAAAUAUGCGAUUUUUUAAGGAACAUUCUUACGCUGUUGCUAU